This is a messenger RNA of Soboliphyme baturini, 164 nucleotides long. The record is from the annotation of a GenBank genome assembly. Lineage: Eukaryota; Metazoa; Nematoda; Enoplea; Dioctophymatida; Soboliphymatidae.
AUGUCUUCUGGUAAAGACUUGGAAAUGAUCAAAAUGAAAGACAGUGAAGAGGAAAGUCGUCUUCAGGAAAAGUUAGUCGAUAGCGGACCUCCGAAUCAAGAGGCCUUGAAGGUGAGCAUUAAAAUUAGCAUUAGUUUUCUGUCUGAACGUCUUUACUUUUAAAC